AUGAGAGCGAAUACAAAAUGGUCAAAUGCUGAUUACAUUCUGCGAAAAGGCCUCACUGAUAUUCCAUUGGCGGGCUGUGUAAUGCAGUACAAGAAAAAACCGGAGCAGCAUGUCGAGAAGACAUGUAAAGUUUGCAUUCCCCAUCAUAACGAAUCGAGAACCCCACCCACUCAUAAGUGCAGUACUUGGAGAGAAGUCAGGCGUACUGGUGGUCAAUUGCCCGUUGACAUUCCUGAACCAGAGUUUAUCGCGGAUCCGGCUCAUCGCAAGAAAGGGCUUCGCAAUGACCUCUAUGCACUCCUGGCACAGAAAAAGAAAUUCAACUUUGGUCUUUGCGAGGGUGACAUCCUACGCUUAUGUCUUAGCUAUAUUUAUAUGGUAAAGCAGCUUUUGAAGAUACCACGUUCCGCUUGGGCUGAGCGCAGUCAAGCUCCUCUCUUCCAUCAUUUCGACGACCAUCGAGUAUUCGAAACCCUUGGUUUGGAGUUGGAUGCUUCGACUGUUCAUUAUCUCGAGCAAGUGGAUAACUGGAGAGCAAAAAGGAUCGCCAGCAGGAAAACGUCAACUUAUCGACAACAGAGGAACAAGAAGGUCUAUGCGAAGCUUCUUGCCUACCAUUCCCAGCUGAAGGCGGACCGUGUCAAGAAUCAGUAUUAUGAGACUUGCACUGCUCUGAAUGAAGAUGAACCAGAAAGAGUCAGUGGCGAACCACAGAGUAAAAAGAGAAAGAAAAGCAAGACACCAGUACUUCCACCCGACAAUCAACCACCUGCUGGUUGUGCUUUGGACAAUUGGUGCAGAGCAUGCCGCGAAUGGGGACACAAGCGAAGGACGAGCCGUCUUUGUUCAAUGAACAAGAAGCUCCAUGCGUCUCACCCUUCACUGGAACAACUCGAGUCGAUGCCAGAAAAGGAACAACACAAGACUCAACAAAGCCUUCUUGACACCAUUCCACUUGACAUUGAGGACUCAGAUGAAUGUCUUGGUGCCGGGCUAGUUGCUUCUCUACUAGACACAGCCAUGAGAGAAGACGAUGACGAAGACAAUGCGUAA
Seminavis robusta is the source of this 1053-nucleotide messenger RNA. NCBI's taxonomy places the organism in Eukaryota, Bacillariophyta, Bacillariophyceae, Naviculales, Naviculaceae. The record is from the annotation of a GenBank genome assembly.